AUGAGUUCUCUAAAUUUGUUUCUAUUUUCGUUCAUCUUAGUUUUUUCACUCGAAAUAGCAGAAUCAAAAACACAUUGGGAAGACAUAGAGGCUCUUAAAGAACUCAAACAGAACAUAAACGUUAAUUCAGUGAAUCCAGGCUCAUGCGUGAGUACCUGGGACUUCACCUUCGACCCAUGCGAAAAUCUCUUCAGCGAAAAAUUCACCUGCGGGUUCAGAUGCGACGUCGUCGUUUCACAGCUGAGUCGAGUCACCGAACUUAGUCUCGACCAAGCUGGUUACUCCGGUUCACUCUCUUCCAUCGCUUGGAAGAAUCUUCCUUAUCUCGAAACUCUCGAUUUCUCAAACAACUACUUCACGGGUCUCAUUCCUGAUUCUUUCUCAAAAUUAACUCGUCUGAGUCGACUCAGUCUAUCAUCCAACUCGUUCACCGGAGAAAUACCAUCUUCCAUCGGAACAUCUCUUGUAAAUCUCCAAGAGUUAUAUCUCGACAACAACAAUCUCCAAGGAACUAUCCCUUCGAGUUUCAACAAUCUCAGAAGCUUAACAAGGCUCGAACUUCAACGCAAUAACCUCACCGGAAAAAUCACUGAUUUAGGCUCUUUGGUGAAUCUCUACCACAUGGAUCUCAGUGACAAUGGUUUCUCCGACAACCCAUCUUCAUUCCCGGUUUCUUUAGUUCAGAUUUCAAUACGGAACAACAAUAUAAGCGGCGGUUUAGCCUCUGAAACCUUCAAGAACAUGAUGUAUCUACAGGUAGUUGAUUUCACCUCCAACAAAAUCAAGGGCUAUGUUCCUUCUAUAUUCUUCCAGCUUCCAUCGUUACAACAGUUAACACUUUCAUUCAACGAAUUUACCUCCAUUGAAGCUCCAUACGGAACACAAUCACUGCAAAGCGAACUCAUAUCAGUUGAUUUGAGUAACAAUCAGCUUCAAGGCUUUUUACCCUCGUUUCUUGCGUUUUUACCCAGGCUUUCUUCUCUGUCUUUGGAGAAUAACCGGUUCACCGGUUUGAUACCGGUUCAGUUUGCUUUAAAGACGGUUUUUCCAGAAACCGGAAUGGCUCCGUUUGGAAGGCUUCUGUUAGGGGGAAAUUAUUUGUUGGGAGGGAUACCUCGUCCUUUGUUGGUUCUUAAACAAGAUUCUGCUAAUGUGAGUUUAGUUGAUAAUUGUUUGUUUAGGUGUCCUCAUGUUUUCUUUUUUUGUCAAGGUGGAACACAGAAAUCAUCCUCGGAAUGUAGGCGUGUGAUUAUUCCUUAG
Messenger RNA from Lathyrus sativus (Indian pea), 1260 nucleotides. The record is from the annotation of a GenBank genome assembly. NCBI's taxonomy places the organism in Eukaryota, Viridiplantae, Streptophyta, Magnoliopsida, Fabales, Fabaceae.